CGACGACGUCACAUGCGUUGCCUUACCUCGCCCACCAGCACAAUUGUGUGACAGUAUUCCAUCAGCCGCUAUUUAGUGGUCCAUUUGUGUUGUUUUGGCUGUUGUUCCCCGGCCGGACUAACGCAGGAUAGCCACCAAGUGGAGUUUGUGUGUUUGUGGCCGUGUAACGCUCUAGUCGGGCAGGUGCAAGGUGGCGCGAUGGUCCUCCACACCUCCAGGAUUUUUACUUGGCUGCUCGUCGUCUCCAUCUUCAUUGUCUUUUUUGUUCUCUAUCAGGGAAACUUGAGGGUAAACAUCAGUUGGACCACUUUCUCUGAGCAAUUUGAAGUAGUCUUAGAUGACCCUUGGGUUAAGACUAUUGCUCCAAACUGGGUGAAUGAAGAAAAUGCCGCCACCCCUGUCCUAAACAGAACAACGCCAGCAGAGUGGGUGACCUCCCUGCAAGUCACAUCAUUUGGAAAUGAGACGGUGUACAGCCCCUUGCGUGUUGUCAGCUCAGAGACCCCCAUGCCUAUUCUUUUAAAGACAAACUUUUCCAAACUUCCGUUUUGGGAUUUCGAGGACGUUUAUAUCCAGGAUGCUGCACCCAGAAACACUAUGUGUCGACAAUCCCUGAGGAAUUCCCAGGACGAGAGAUUCAAAAGGGCUUUCCUUCCCAACAUACGUUUGUUCCUACACAAGGCCAACAUCAACAUGAGCGAGUGGAACCGACUCUCCCAUUUCAAUAAUCCCUUUGGCUUCAUGGGCUUUGCUCACAAUGAUGUAAUUCCCUCGGUCAAGUUGAUUCCAAAGCCGAAGGAGCCUCUCCUCUCUCCAAAGCCAGGCGGCGAUGGUUGCAUCCAUUGCGCUGUGGUGGGCAACGGUGGCAUCCUCAACGGCUCCAAAAAGGGAAAAGAAAUCGACUCGCACGAUUACGUGUUUCGGAUGAACGGUGCUGUCACCAAGGGUUACGAGGAAGACGUGGGCAGCAAAACGUCUGUCUACGUCCACACGGCGCACUCUAUCACCGCGUCUUUGAGUUUAUACAAGAAAUACGGCUACAAGUCUGUCCCCCACGAUGAGGGAAUCAAGUAUGUGAUGAUUCCAGAGGGCAUGAGGGACUUCCAGUGGCUCGGAGGACUCCUCAGAGGAGAGAGGGUGCCGCUUGGCCCCUACCGAAAAAAAUGGCCGCGGACGUACUACAUGGGGCAGUACAACGAGAGCCGCUUUUACGUCCUGCAUCAGGACUUCCUACGAUAUGUGCGCAACAGCAGGUUCCUGAAGUCUCCGGGCCUUAAUAAACGUUCCUGGGGGAUACUUCGACCAACCAAUGGUGCUUUUACACUCUUUCUGGCCCUUCAUACGUGUGACACAGUGGAUGCAUACGGCUUCAUGACGAGAGACUACGCCAAGUACUCCAAUUACUAUUUCCAGAGACACGUAAAAAGCCGCGUGGUAUUCUUUGCCAAUCACGACUACAAGCUGGAAAUGAAAUGCUGGGAGGAACUGCACAACAGCACAAUCAUUCGUCUGUACCAAAGAAGUGAAAAAGAGACCCCAAAAAUGUGAAAGAAAUGACAUAAGAAUAACGCUAAUGUUUGGGAGGUUUACCAUAAGGUAGAACAUUCACGGGUGGCCAUUUUAAAACAGCAGUUCAAU
Molecule: messenger RNA, 1638 nt
Organism: Phyllopteryx taeniolatus (common seadragon)
Lineage: Eukaryota; Metazoa; Chordata; Actinopteri; Syngnathiformes; Syngnathidae
Product: alpha-N-acetylgalactosaminide alpha-2,6-sialyltransferase 2-like
Exons: 10
Coding region: 199-1548 (449 amino acids)
Molecular function (GO): sialyltransferase activity
Source: RefSeq, a predicted model, not a curated record